AUGAUGGCUCAAUUUAUGAUGGACUUAAAAACAGAACCAAGACUGAGUCCUUCACUCUACUCACCGGCCUCACCGAAAAUGGUCGACAGUCCCAACUGUGGACGGCCACAGUCGACCGAUUCGGGCGUACUGGAUCUUUCCAAGCGCCGCGACUCACUGGAAACGAGUCGCAAAACACCUUCUCCAUCGUAUCAUUGCUUCACCGAUAUCGCUGGUACGCCACCACCGAGUAACCACAGUUCACCGCAGUGCGAGGUAGCCUCAACGGCCGAGAGCUCCAUCGUGUUGAACUACAGCGAGCUGCUAGCCCGUGGACGCCACCUAUCACCAACGAAAUCCUUACUCCACUUCGACGAUCUUCACCAUCACCAUCGCCAGCAGCAACAGCAGCAGCAGCAUCCGGAACCAGCAGCUCUGAUCGCUCCUGCCGUGGCCUUUCAUCACGCGCUGGCACUCUCUAAGCCAGAAACCACCGAAAGUCUCCUUCAGCAGCAUCUCCUUCAGCGUGGUGGACCCAAUGGAAGCAUUCCUUCCUAUCUUCUGCCCGGAGUUCAUCACCACCAUCGCCAGCAUUCACAUCCGCAGCAACCAUUUGUCAAAGGAGCUAGCGGCGCACCAGCCCAGCAAACCCCUUUGGCACCCUUUUCACCCAGUCCGAUCCGUCUGCGCGAACUGGACGCCAUCUCGGAGUCCGGUUCCGAGGGAACGUCACUCGUCAGCUCGAGCCAUCAGCGUAAAGCUCCUGCCAACGAUGAUUCAACAACCAUGGCGAGCAAGAUGACCCAACAGCAGCAGCAGUACCCGAUGGUAGUUGGUCGCGAUGGGAAAUUGUCACGCCCGUUCAAGGCAUACCCAAAGGAUCCAUUGAGCCUGGCCGCCGGGUUCGUCGCCAGCGACACCAUUCUCGACACGAACUCGGCCGAAAAGUACAACCUGUUCCGCAAGCGCAUGCUGGAGCAGAUACACGCGGCCAACGGUGGUCAACCGACGGUUUCGAACCCGAAGAUGAGGCGCCUUGCGGCAAAAUCAUCCUCCUCGACGGCGGCCCUUAGCGAUGCAUCGUCGGAAUCGUGCGAUGAGAAGACCUCUUCUUCUUCGCAGCAACAGCAGCAUCAGCGCGCAGCAACCGCCAUAGCAUUCGAGUCAAAGAUGGCGACGAAAGAAAUGAAGCGAACCGGGACCAGCGCGGUAACCAAUCAGCAGCGGCUCGAUGAUGACGCAACUUCCCCCUCGCAGCAGCAGGACGACGAACGCCAUUGCGACAGUGACAGCAGCCAUCACAGUGCCGAUCGGUCCUGUGAUGUCACCUCUCGAACAGACACCGACGGUAACGAGCAGCAGCAGCAGCAGCAGCAGGACAAACACUUGGCAUCAUCGUCUACCUCUUCGUCCGGGGCACCGACAUCCGGUGUCAAGGAUUCGGCCUACUACGAGCGGCGCAAGAAGAACAAUGCGGCGGCAAAGAAAUCGCGCGAUCGGCGUCGCAUCAAGGAGGACGAGAUAGCGAUCCGAGCCGCGUUUCUCGAGCGGGAAAACAUCGAGCUCAAGUUCGAGCUGGCCGCGGCCCGCAAACAGUUGGCACUGUACGGUGUGACGGCUUCGGUUGCCUCGUAA
Messenger RNA from Anopheles aquasalis, 1614 nucleotides. RefSeq names its product transcription factor giant (gene gt). The record is from RefSeq and is a predicted model, not a curated record. Lineage: Eukaryota; Metazoa; Arthropoda; Insecta; Diptera; Culicidae. Gene Ontology annotation, biological process: regulation of DNA-templated transcription. Gene Ontology annotation, molecular function: DNA-binding transcription factor activity.